AUGGAUCGAAUAUCAAACUCAAAGUCGGAAACAAUUACACCAACUGAGUCAUCAAAGGCGUCACUGUCACCAAAAGGAUCUACCGCAAAUGGAAAUGUCGCCACUGCCAAGAAGACAGCCGAAGGUCUUGCCGGACUCUAUGAUUCCGAUGACGAUGAUUCGGCUGGGAAGGAUGGUGGGCUGGAUGCACUUUUUCUUGUAAGGAACAAGCCGGAAGAGAUUGAGCGAUAUGUAAUCCAUAUUCGAAAAAUGUUGCUAGAAGGAGAAGGCGAAACGGUGGUCGAAAUAGGUGUUCCCAUCGACCAAGGAGGGAAAGCAUCAGGCAUACCAACAAAAGACAUGGAAGUAGCUGUGGCUAAUCACGUCAAAGCUCUUGCAAGUAUCCCGGCCAUAGGAACUAAAAUCGAAACACGAACCAACGGUACGAAGUCCACAGAAGUGUGGAUCGUGCGAGAUCCACCAAAGGAGGAAGAUUUCAUUGAGGUUCGAGUUGCUGUGGUCGGGAAUGUGGAUGCGGGGAAAUCGACGUUGUUAGGUGUUUUGACCCAUAGCGCUCUUGAUGACGGAAGAGGUCUCGCUCGCACGAAGCUCUUCAGGCAUAAACAUGAGUUCGAGUCUGGCCGCACCUCUUCAGUUGGUAACGACAUCCUUGGUUUCGAUGUUCACGGUACGGUAGUUAAUAAACCCGACCCGCAUAAUAAUAAUCUCGACUGGGUGCAAAUAAGCAGAGAUUGCUGCAAGUUGAUAACUUUUAUUGAUCUGGCUGGGCAUGAAAAGUAUUUAAAAACAACAAUAUUUGGAAUGACAGGACACAUGCCAGAUUAUACAAUGCUUAUGGUUGGUGCGAACAUGGGUAUUAUCGGAACUACCAAGGAGCAUUUAUCUCUUGCGCUUUCACUUUCAGUUCCAGUAUUCAUUGUAGUCACGAAGAUAGAUAUGUGUCCGCCUCAGAUAUUGGAGGAGACAAUGAAGAAUAUUGGACGAUUAGUAAAAAGUGCUGGAGCUCGGAAGCUUCCUGUCAUGGUGCGUAACACGAAUGAUGUGGUCCAUGCUGCUGUAAAUUUCCCCAGUAAACGAGUUUGCCCCAUUUUCCAAGUUUCCAACGUUGAAGGAACAAACCUCGAUCUCCUCCGGCAAUUUUUGAAUAUUGUUCCAUUGCGUCGUACACUUUGUGAAGGGGAUCCGGCACAUUUCCAAAUUGAUGAUGUCUACUGGGUAGAAGGAGUUGGUACCGUUGUCUCUGGAACAGUACUUGCUGGAACCAUCAAGGUCAACGAUACACUCUUGCUUGGUCCUAAUUCCGUGGGGGAGUUCAUACCACUGCCUGUCAAGUCUAUUCAUCGAAAACGUAUGCCGGUUUCAAGUGUUCGGUGUGGUCAAACGGCUUCAUUUGCCCUAAGGAAAAUCACCAAGCGCGAAGUCAGGAAAGGCAUGGUGAUGGUGGAUCCUCGAUUGAACCCUAUCUCUAGUAUGCAGUUUGAAGCUGAAAUUCUUAUACUCCAUCAUCCAACCACGAUUAAGCCCAAUUAUCAAGCUAUGCUGCAUAUUGGGUCCAUUCGGCAGACUGCAACACUUGUUAGCAUGACAAAGGAGGUGCUGCGUACCGGUGAUCGAGAUCGUGUGACGUUCAGAUUCAUUCGCCUGCCAGAAUAUAUACGACCAGGCACUCGCAUGGUUUUCCGUGAAGGCCGCACAAAAGCUGUCGGCACGGUGGUGAAUGUGAUCCCACAAGCGACGUUAUCACAACAAAGAUCCAAGUUUAAAGACAAAACUAACAGGACAUUUGUCAAGCGAGGAGGACCGAAGCCUCCCAACGGAAAGCAAAGUUGGAAAAGCGGCCAAAGGAACACGCAUUGCAGAACUUCGCUUCUAAUUCGUUCCGCCGACUCAUUGUUUGCACAUUCGGAAUCGAGCAAAUCGUAUGUUAUUUUAGUAUUAAGGUGGAAGAUGUGUUUUCGAUGGUCGAACGGUCUGUUGGUGUAUAUCAGCUCUGUGCUAUUGUACCAAUCAACAUAUAGCGAGCAUUUUUCAAUUGGCGGGUUUCAUAAGCGUGGCUAUCGGUAG
This is a messenger RNA of Ostertagia ostertagi, 2064 nucleotides long. Lineage: Eukaryota; Metazoa; Nematoda; Chromadorea; Rhabditida; Trichostrongylidae. The record is from the annotation of a GenBank genome assembly.